Messenger RNA from Arabis nemorensis, 189 nucleotides. NCBI's taxonomy places the organism in Eukaryota, Viridiplantae, Streptophyta, Magnoliopsida, Brassicales, Brassicaceae. The record is from the annotation of a GenBank genome assembly.
AUGGAGGACAAUCUCUUCCUCUCAUCCCGCGGUGCCAUCAUCUUCCCAAAGAAAGCCAUAUUAACAAGUAAGGUGUUGCGAAUGGACAAAGUGAAUGGCGAGAUCAAUCCGUUUAGUCAGCAGGUCUCCAAUCAGCUCCCUGUGAUUGAUACAUCAGCGCAUUACAGUGAUCACCGACCAGAGAUUUAA